This is a messenger RNA of Insectozyma verbasci, 1833 nucleotides long. The record is from the annotation of a GenBank genome assembly. Lineage: Eukaryota; Fungi; Ascomycota; Pichiomycetes; Serinales; Debaryomycetaceae.
AUGGGUAAAUUAAAAAGAGGGAAGAGAAAUCAAAAUAAAAGACAUAAUCCAAUAUCUAGAGACUCAAAAGAUUUGAAGAAAGAUGAGUCAACGAGGCAAUCAAAAAUUGUACCAUUGAUUAAUAAAUUAAGAUCAACUACUCCCAACGAUAAAUCAAUGGCCCUUGGUGCAAUAACAGUACUUGCCGAUGAUAAAAGAAUGAGACAAUUACUACUAAAAGAAAGAUUAAUACCCACUAUCCUUGAAACCUGUCUCAAUGAUUCAAAUGAUGAAAUUAUAGUAGAAUCGUUUGGUUUACUUCGUAAUUUGUCAAUUGAAGAAGGUUACGAUGUUAUUAAAUAUUUAUGGAGAAAUGGAAUUUGGAUUACAAUUGAAGAUUCACUAAAUAAAAUAAAUGAAUCAUUCAAGGUUUUAAAUGAGAAUAAAAUUACUGAUAAAUCAAAAUUGCAUUUAUUGUAUGAUUUUACUGAAAAUAUCUUAAGUUUGAUUAUUGUAUUAGCAAGUGGGAGUGAAGACAUUUAUGAUUCAAUAUUUGAAAAGAUUGAUCCUAUAAUUGAAUUUAUUUUGAAAUUGACAGAGCUGUACCUUGAUGGAAAAAAUAUCAUAUCAAAAAGAUUAUUCAAUUCAUUACUUGAAUUCAUUUAUGAAUUUUCAACUGAAUCUGUUGAAUUUAUACAAAAAUUGGAACAAUUUAAUUGGGAUAGAUUGAUUGAAUUUGUCAAUGAGAAUGGAUCAUCAUUAACUAAAAUAUAUAUUGAAGGUAUAAAAUUUAAUAAUUAUGAAAUUUUGGAAACUGAUCAUACUAAUAAACAACAAUUUUCAACAAUGAGAUUAAAUCAAAUAUAUACAAUUCUUGGAUCCAUAAACUUACAGCAAUUACAGAAAGAUUUACAUUUAAUAAAUAAUCCAAAUAAUGCAGAAAAUCCAAUACAACAAGAUUCAAGUACAAUAGAGAAAGAUUUAUCAUCAUCUAUAAAUGAAUUAAAAUCAAAAACUAAAAAUGAUUUAACUGCUAUUGAAACUGGUUUAGAUAUAAUAACACAAAUUAUAGAAUAUUUAUCAGUUAAUGAGGAUGAGUCAGAAUUACAAUUACAAGAAGAUAUCAAAAAAGUUUUACUAGAUGAAAUUGAUGUCAUGUUGGUUGAAUUGUUAAAAUUUGAUAUGUCCAAUAACAUUAUCAAAUUAAAUGAAAAAGUAUUAACAUGUCUAAGUAAUUUGAUUUGGUUAUUAUUUUUAAAUCAAACAUUACCAGUGGCAUGGUAUGAAAAAUCAACUGAAAUUUUACAAAUCAUACUAAAUAUGAAUGAUGAAAAAUUACAAAAAUCAACAUUAAGUAUACUAUGGGGAUUAAUAAAAACUUUAGGUCCAGAAAUACUUUCUAAAUUGCCAGAUCAAUUAAUUGAAAAUUUAUUAAGUAUUCAAUAUAAUCCAGAAUAUUUAGAUAGUUAUUUAUGUUCCAUUGGUGUAUUAGGUAGCAUUGCUCCAAUUGUAAAUAAUCAUGAAAUAACUUUUAAAAUUUCACAAUUUUUGCUUACUUCAAUUGAUUCUGCAGUUACUGGUUUAAAGGAAAAUAAAGAUGAAACUAACUAUGAUAUUAUAUUUGAAUCUUUGAAUUUGAUAUUUGAAAUAUUUGGUGAUAAAGAUUAUUCAUAUGAUUAUGAAAUCUUUGUCCAACAAAAUUAUAAUCAAAAGUUAAAAGAAUUAGAACCGACAAUCAAACAUGUAUAUAAAAAGAUUGAUAAGAAUAAGAAUUUACCAUUGAAGUUGAAAAUGGAAGAAUCCUGGAUCAAUUUGGAAAGAUUCAUAAAAUAUAAACAAAGUGAAAGAAGUUAA